Molecule: messenger RNA, 1370 nt
Organism: Phragmites australis (common reed)
Lineage: Eukaryota; Viridiplantae; Streptophyta; Magnoliopsida; Poales; Poaceae
Product: adenosine kinase 2
Exons: 13
Coding region: 122-1159 (345 amino acids)
Biological process (GO): purine ribonucleoside salvage
Cellular component (GO): nucleus; cytosol
Molecular function (GO): adenosine kinase activity
Source: RefSeq, a predicted model, not a curated record
CCGCACCCAUCGCCCACUUCCCCUCCCUCGCCCUCACCCUCGCCCGCGCAACACCACGAGCUUCAGAUCUCAAGUCGCCCCCGCCGCCGCCGCCGCAUCGUUCGCGAGGAGAGCAGAGGAAAUGGCGGCGAGCAGCAGCUACGAGGGCGUGCUCCUGGGGAUGGGAAACCCCCUCCUCGACAUCUCCGCCGUCGUCGACGACGCCUUCCUCGCAAAGUAUGACAUCAAGCUGAACGAUGCCAUUCUCGCAGAGGAGAAACACUUGCCUAUGUAUGAUGAGUUGGCCAGCAAGAGCAAUGUUGAAUAUAUUGCUGGAGGAGCCACCCAGAACUCUAUCAGAGUUGCCCAAUGGAUGCUUCGAAUUCCUGGCGCAACAAGUUACAUGGGAUGCAUCGGAAAGGACAAGUUCGGUGAGGAGAUGAAGAAGAAUGCACAAGCUGCAGGAGUUACUGCUCAUUACUACGAGGAUGAGGCUGCACCUACCGGCACAUGUGCUGUUUGUGUUGUUGGUGGCGAAAGGUCAUUGAUUGCAAAUUUGUCGGCGGCCAACUGCUACAAAUCUGAGCAUCUCAAGAGGCCAGAGAACUGGGCACUAGUUGAGAAAGCAAAAUACAUCUACAUUGCUGGCUUUUUCCUUACGGUGUCCCCUGAUUCUAUUCAGCUAGUUGCUGAGCAUGCUGCUGCUAAUAACAAGGUGUUCCUAAUGAACCUCUCAGCUCCCUUUAUCUGCGAGUUUUUCCGUGAUGCCCAAGAGAAGGUUCUCCCGUAUGUUGACUACAUCUUCGGUAAUGAAACUGAGGCAAAGAUCUUCGCUAAAGUCCGUGGUUGGGAGACUGAGAAUAUUGAGGAGAUUGCUUUGAAGAUCUCCCAACUGCCUCUGGCUUCCGGAAAACAAAAGAGAAUUGCUGUGAUUACUCAAGGUGCUGAUCCAGUGGUUGUUGCUGAGGAUGGAAAGGUGAAAACAUUCCCCGUGAUCCUGUUGCCCAAGGAGAAGCUCGUUGACACCAACGGCGCAGGUGAUGCUUUUGUUGGAGGCUUCCUCUCUCAGUUGGUUCAAGAGAAGAGCAUUGAGGACUGCGUGAGGGCUGGUUGCUACGCCGCAAACGUUAUCAUCCAGCGCCCUGGCUGCACUUACCCUGAGAAGCCUGACUUCAACUAGAACAAAUGCAACAAACAUUAUGGGAGGGGCUGUUAUAGGCACACUUAUUCUUGACCGCUUAGUGGUUCGGUGUGUAAUGUUCUCCCUGCAUUCUUCCGAGGCUUUUUCUUCUGAUCCGGCCAAUACUUUUGCCGUGAUGUAUGUCCUGAGAACUAUAAAUUUCGCUUUUGGCUUCGAAUAAUGUAGGAUUGCCAGUAUGCUGUGUUGCUUC